GACAUACCUAUUUUUCAGGUAAAAAAAAUGUUUUGUUUCUUCUUAUCUCUUCAAAUAGACUGAUAAAAAAGUAUACGCUGCCAACUCUCUUAAAAGUCCAUUAGCCUCAUUUCGAUCAAAAUAUCAAAAUAUAAAAUUGAAAAAAAUUACAUGUUAAAUCGAACCAGUACCGUGUCGUCGCAUCCAAGUGCUAAAAGGAAGAUGUCAACACCAACAAGCGACUCAUCUCCGCCACCAGAAUUUUCCACCAUCAAUUUUGCUGCCGAUAGAUAUCCCUAUUGCAUUGUUUGGACACCAAUUCCCGUAUUGACAUGGUUCUUCCCAUUCAUCGGACACAUGGGCAUUGCCAUGUCCAAUGGAGUUAUUCGUGAUUUUGCUGGCUCGUAUUUUGUAUCCGAAGACAAUAUGGCCUUCGGUCGACCAACUCGUUAUUUACCAUUAAGUUUAGACAAUGUUGUUGGAGGGCAAUACGAAUGGGAUGAAGCUGUAUCUAAAGCUUCAGUUUUGUACGGAACUCGAAUGCAUAAUCUAUUUUGUGACAAUUGCCAUUCACAUGUUGCUACAGCUUUAAUUGGAAUGCGAUACAAAAAUCGUACCAAUUGGAACAUGAUUAUUUUGUCGUUUUGGGUAUUCUUCAGGGCAAAGUUUGUGGGAAUCAUGGGAUUCGUUAAGACAUUCCUUCCUUUUCUAAUUGUUGUAUCUCUUUGUGUUAUUCUAUCUGUUUAUUUGUAGUUCAAUAUUUGUUUUUAUGCCCUCAGUAUUCUUAAGCAAUAUUAUAUCAAAAUGUGGAAGGUGAUUGAUAAGAAUAAAACUUAUCUACAAAAAGACACCUGGUGACAAAAUAAAAUAAAAUACAGAAUCUUAAUCUAAACUAA
Episyrphus balteatus (marmalade hoverfly) is the source of this 875-nucleotide messenger RNA. Its product is annotated as transmembrane protein 222. Lineage: Eukaryota; Metazoa; Arthropoda; Insecta; Diptera; Syrphidae. The transcript has a single exon. The coding region runs from base 151 to 732 and encodes 193 amino acids. The record is from RefSeq and is a predicted model, not a curated record.